AUGCAGAAUCUUGUCAACUCUACACCACCUGAAUAUGACAACUUGUAUUUAGAUAUGAAUGGAAUCAUUCACACGUGCUCUCAGGAGAUCACGGGCUCAGGAGUAUUGUCCUUCUCCGAGGAAGACCUGAUAAGAAAGGUCUGCAAUUAUGUCGACAAACUGUUUCACAUCAUCAGACCAACCAAGUUAUUCUACAUGGCCAUCGAUGGCGUUGCACCAAGAUCAAAGUUAAAUCAACAGAGACAAAGAAGAUUCUUGUCAGUCUUUCUGGAAAACAAGGCAAAGGAACAGAUGGUGAAGGAUGGAAAGGAGGUGCCAGAGGUCAUCUUCUCAAGAGCAGCCAUCACUCCGGGCACGGACUUUAUGUACAACCUCAGUGAGAGUCUGCAGUUCUUCAUCAAGAAGAAGAUAUCUGAGGAUCUCAGUUGGCGCGAGGUCGAGAUCAUCUUCUCGGGACCCGAGAACCCUGGCGAGGGUGAGCACAAGAUCAUCGACUACAUUAGAAAGAACAAGGCAUCACCUGAUUGGGACCCUAAUCAAUCCCAUUGUAUCUAUGGUCUGGAUGCAGACUUGAUCUUGCUGGCGUUGGUAACACAUGAGCCACACUUUAGUAUCCUGAGAGAGGAGGUGUCGUUCAAGCCGACAAAGAGAAAGUUGGACUUCCAGAUGCUGCACGUGUCAUUGCUGCGCGAGUACUUGGACUUGGAGAUGAGGAAUGACGCGUUGGAGUUUGGCUACGACCUGGAGUGCAUCAUCGACGACUUUAUUAUGAUCAUGAUCAUCUUUGGCAAUGACUUUGUGCCUCAUCUGCCCUUCUGCGAGAUAUCAAACAACGGCCUCAACCACGUGAUGCAGAUCUACAAGGACCUGCUGCCGGACCUGGGCGGCUACCUGACGGACAGCGCGCAGAUCGACUUGGAUCGCCUUCAGCUCUUCCUCAACAAGAUCGCCGUGUAUGAGCAGAAGCAGCAGAACCUGAGCGGCGACGACGACGACGACGUGGACGACUUGUCCAGCGACGAAGACUCGGCCAGCCUCGAGUCUGAGCGUCAAGCCAUCGACAACAUCAAGCAGCACUUUUCCGACAUGGACUUUGCCGACGAGGAGAAGGAGGACGACGCGCAGCAGGCAUGGAAGAACGCCUACUACCGCCAGUACUUUGACGAUUUCCCCGAGAACUUUGACGAGAUGGCCGAGUUCAAGCACGGCCUCCUUCAGUCCUAUCUCGAGGGCCUGCUCUGGGUGCUCAACUACUACCACCACGGCUGCAUCUCGUGGCGCUGGUUCUACCCAUACUACUUUGCGCCACUGGCCUGCGACUUUACCGACCUGUCGUCGUUCGAGUUCAACUUUGAGCCAGGCACGCCCGUCACCCCCUACCAGCAGCUGAUGAGCGUGCUGCCCCCGCAGAGCGCCUACCUGCUGCCCGCGGCCUACCGCCCUCUGAUGGUCGACGAGAACUCACCGAUCGCCGACUUUUAUCCAAAGACGUUCGAGGUGGACACCAGGGACAGCCAUUACUUUGAUGGUAUUGCCAUGAUUGGCUUCCCCGACCUUCAGCGCCUGCUGGACGCCACCGCCAACGAGGACACCUACGAGCUGACGCCCAAGGAGCGCAUGCGUAACACGCUGCGCCAGGCGUGGAUCAUCUACCACGAUGCCGAGCUCGAGGAGGACGUCGAGUCGCCCAACAGAAAGCUGUUUGACGACUUGAUCAGGUCGUCAGCCAACAUGGAAGAGGUGGUUCUGCCCGAGCUCAACGAGCACAGUCUCAAGCCAUUCAGAUUGUGUGACGGUGUACUGUGCGGACCCAACUCGCCCAGCGGGUUCCCAACAUUCGGCUCGAUUGACUUUGACUGGGAGUACAUGCACGGUCACACCAACGUGUGGGGCUCGGUCAGCAGACGCGAGUCCAUCGUCAUCCACCCGCCCUUGCCCGUCGAGUCGUCACUCAUCGCGCUCAAGAGCCUGAUUGGCAAGAAGUGCUACGUUAACUGGCCCUACCACAUUGAGGCCAAGAUCAUUGGUUUCUCCGAUUGCAACCAGCACAUCACAGCGGACAACACCAUCGAGUACAUGGCCGUGCAGAAGAUCUCCUACAUGGAGGACAUCAAGAAGAUCCCAAUGGACUACCUGCGCUCGGGUAUGAACGUGCGCGACCUGAUCCAGUCGACCGUGCUAGUGCACGUGGUGCGCCUGGUCGGUGUCGACGCAGAGGUCGGAGGCCGCAAGGUCAAGCGCUACAACGACAAGAUUGAGCACUUCCCCCUGCAGCUGAUGGUCGCCUACGACAAGGUCAAGGCCGACUCGCGUUAUGAGGAGAGUGAGGAGCUGCCCUUUGAGAAGCGUUUCCCCAUUGGCAAGCAGGUGAUCUACAUCAACCAGGACAACUUUGGAGCGAUCGGAACCGUGCUGCAUCACUACGAUCAGAUGCUGGAGCUGGAGCUCAAGGUGUCCAGUCUGGACAUGGAGUUUGGCCAUCAGUGUGCCAGCCGCGAGGUCGAGGACUACUACACGCUGCAGGUCGUCGCCAAGGAGCUGGGUCUGACCACUGUCCAAAUCUCGCUGUUGACCGGCGCGCUCUUUGUCGACAAGCCCACCGCCGACAUUGGUCUCAACAUGAAGUACACGGGCCGACAGCAGCAGUUGAUGGGAUACUGUCGUGGCACCACAAUGAACGACAAGAACGGCAACUCAUUCAAGCGAUGGGAGUACAGCUCCAAGGCGAUCGAGUUGAUCAAGAGCUACUUGGAGAAGUUCCCAAUCAUACAUGAUAUCCUCGAUCUGCACUCAACCGACUCGAGCAAGAAGAAUGUGGACUACUCGUCACUGAUCCCCGACAAGGCUGAGCGUGCAGCGUUCAUCGCCGAGAUCGAGGAGUUCAUGAGGGAGACCAAGAUACGCCAGCAGCGACUGGUGCCGUGCGACACACAGAGUCUGAAGCAAGAGACUGUGACCAGGAUCGAGAAGCACUAUCUCGAGCAGUCCAAGAAGGAGAAGAUCACCGUGGUGGCCAAGGCCGCUCCAGAGUUUGUGAUCGAGCCAGCCUCUUACGAGUCGAUCAUCUCGUUGGAGCGCCACGCCACCUCCAAGGCCAUGCAGCAACAGCAACAGCAACAACAGCAGCGCAACAACAACAACAGCAAUGCGGUCAACAGUCCCUUGCUCAUGUCGAACCACAACCACGCCAAGCAACUGGCCAACUUCCAGAUGGCCGAGAAGCCCAAGAUAUUCAACAUGGGUGAUCGCGUCGUCACGAUGCUCGACAAGGGCAACAUACCAUUUGGCCUGUACGGUACCGUGGUCUCGGUGCAGGACCAAAAGGUGGACGUCAUCCUCGACCAGGAGUGCUUCAGUGGCACCAAUCUCGAUGGCACCUGCUCAGAGAAGCGUGGCAUUUGCAUCUCCAAGACCAGACUGUUCAACCUGUCCAAGCCCACUGCCAACGUCAACUACCGCGCGCGUCGCACCAAGGAGCCAAGAGUGGACUCAUACGAGCAUUGGAAGAAGGUCCAGCUGGAGCAGAACAACAAUGGCAGAGGUGCGCAUCUCUCUGUGCAGCAGCAACAGCAACAACAGCAGCAUAAUAGGGAGGACAAGAUGCCCCCCAACUUGACCUGGCAGCAACAGGAGGAGUUCUACAGACAACAACAGAGGAAGAACUACUACCAGCGCCAAGAGCAGUACACAAAGAACUUCAACAAGGAUGAGUUGGUCGUCUAUGGCCAGAAGUACCCAAGCGUUCACACCACCCACAACAACUAUCACGCUCAUCAACAAGUACAACAGCAGCAGCAACAACAACAGCAGCUACACCAACAGCAGCCAAGACAAAACAACAACAAGGCUACUGCCCCACCACCUGGCCUAUCCAAGCAACAGGCACCUGCCAACAACAACAGGCCAAACAAGGAGAGGAAGGAGAAGAAGCCUAGAUCAGAGGUCAAGCAGACUGAAGGUGCCUCGCAGCUUUUGCAGCAAAUGUUUGAGAGCUCCCCGCUUCCAAAUCCCCCUGCAUCACCUCCAAUCGCCAGCUUCUUCAACAAGCCACCCCAACCAGCCGCAGCGGCAGAGGAGAGCAAGCCGGUCGAGCAGCCCCCACCCCUCAUGCAGAUGAUCCAAGCAUCACUGCAAAGCGCGCAACACCAGCCCCAGCCACAGCCGCCCCAGCAUCCAGCUAUGUUUAUGCAUGCUCCACCUCCUCACCCAAUGUACUUUCCAGUGCCAGUACCACCAGUGAUGGCACCAAUGUUCCCACAUCUUCCAAACCAUGGAUAUCCACCUGCUCCCGGUGGACCACAUCCAGGUGCAGCAGCCGCAGGAUCAGCGCCCCAAAAGAACAAGCCCAAUAAGCCACAAGGCAAAGGUGCUCCACAGCAGCAUCCAAGACAACCAAACAUGCCACAACAACAACCUAGACAACCAGGAAAUGUUCAUACUCUCAAUGACAACAGACCAAAGAAGCAACAUGUUCCCCAACAACCAGGCAACAACAACAAAGAGAAGUAUGUUAAGAAGCCAAAGCCAGUUGGAGUAGCAGGAGCAGCCCCAGCCGAGCAGAAGGACCAGUUGAACUGGCAACAGAAGCUUCCACAAGCACAGCCACAGGUACAGCCACAAGAACAACAACAACAUGAUCAACAACAAUAA
This is a messenger RNA of Acytostelium subglobosum LB1, 4650 nucleotides long. RefSeq lists its product as hypothetical. The transcript has 4 exons. The record is from RefSeq and is a predicted model, not a curated record. Gene Ontology annotation, molecular function: RNA binding; 5'-3' RNA exonuclease activity. Bases 1 to 4650 code for a protein of 1549 amino acids. Gene Ontology annotation, biological process: rRNA catabolic process; nuclear-transcribed mRNA catabolic process. NCBI's taxonomy places the organism in Eukaryota, Evosea, Eumycetozoa, Acytosteliales, Acytosteliaceae. Gene Ontology annotation, cellular component: nucleus.